UUACAAACUUUUGGCAGUAUAGUCUAUAUGCUAUAGGACAAUCUUUAAACCUUUACAAUGUUUAAAAAUGCAUAUCAAGGAUCAAACAAUGCUUUAUCUGUACACGUAAAAUGUUUUUCUAAAAAAUCUACAUACAAAUGUAAUGCUGUGCUAAAAAUUCUGGUCUGAAUAAGCCAUUCAAGACAAAUAUAGAAUAGGUUUGUUAUCAAAAAACGUACGUGUAUCAACCCAUGGGGUCCUGAAUGUUACUCUGAAACGUAGCACCUACCUAUCAUUGUUGCAGACCCAGUACAUGCCUUUCAUGGGAAACGGUAAUCCCUAAUGCCUCAAUGGGAUAAAGCGACUUUGCUCAUCCACACUGCCAAACAAAUGUUCAAGAAUGUUCUGAGGAACGUGACAAACAGCUCAUGGUGUUGACUUGGCCUCAAAAUCUCAAUCCAAUCGAGCAUCUGUGGGAUGUGCUGGACAAACAACAGUCCGAUCUGCGGAGGCCCCACCUCACAAACGUACAAGACUUAAAGGAUCUGCUUGCUUACGACUUGGUCGCAGAUACACCAGAGCACCUUCAGAGGACUUGUGGAGUCUAUACCUCGACAGGCCAAAGCUGGUUUGGUGGCACAAGGAGGACCAACACAAUAUUAGGUAGACAGGAUGUGGAUACUUCGAAAAGUCCAAGAGCGUGCCGAGUGCCUUCCAUUGGAGAUAAGCCAACUUGUGGGUAAAAACAAAGAUGAGAUCUCAGCCAAGGCGAACCUUCUCAACAAGCUCCACAGCAAUGUCCUGACACCAGAUAAAAUUCCCGACUUCUUCUUGCCACCCAGGCUGAGCAGGUGCUCUCUAGUUGCAGUUGAGGGCAUCGUUUCACACUGUCUUAGUGAAACUGAUGCUAACUGCAAAAAAACCCAACCAGUUUUUCAAACAAAUUCUGGCACAAGCACUACAGUGUUGAAGACAGAUAAAAACAACAACACCAGGGUGGUGACGAGAGGCCAAAUAAAGCCAAUUCCGUUUUCACUUAAAAAUUACGAGUCUGGUUUUUUUGAGAGUCCAAACACUCGGCGCAAGGAAUCAUUGUUUCACUCUGCACAGUCCAGCUACACACUUGAGAGGGUGGCCCACAGGCCAAAUCUGCCUUCUAUAACGCUGCUUAAAGUGGGCAGCAUGGAGAGUGACACCAGUUCUUCUGCUGACUCCUCCCCUCACAACUCACCACUCCCGAUCAGGAGCAAACAUGAGACACGUUUAUCUUCGAAAGAAUCUUUUCAUAAAGAUGAUUUACUGCACUCCAAAAACACAAUCAAAUUCACAAGAGACAGCUAUUUUGCUCAGCCUGCUUCUUCAACCUUAGCUCCACCUCUUCAAUUCACCUUGGACAUGUUACAUUGUCAGGAAUGCCUCCAUAGCGAGCAUAUCCUACUCCUCCCACGCAGGGGAUGCAUUCGUCUCUCGGCCUCUCAUGCCAGCAUGGAUGGGGAUCUAUCCACCAUUCGAAUUCGUAUAAUCUCCGUGGAGGACCUGCGUGAACCAGGUGACCUCCGACCACUGAACUGUGGUCUGACUUUGAGUUUAAGUCCAGGAAAGCUGCAGCGGCAGCACAGCGCUAUCAUCAGGAAUUGCCGCAACCCCGUGUUCAACGAGGACUUCUUCUUUACAGAACCAGAAGGAGAAGAGAAAGGGAUGAGGAACUUUGCAGUCAGGGUCAAGGUGCUGGAGAAGACCUCUGGUCUGAGAAGGGCUUCAGUCCUUGGGGUUAUUGUCAAGCCACUUGCUGAGCUUCUAGCACUCUAGUAGCAUUACUAAAAAUCUUUCCAUCACUAUGUAAAUGACAAUGAUAUUUGAUAAUUGGAUCAUUUUGACCUAAGAGUAGAAUGCCAUGUUUUUAAAAAAAUACCAAACAAGAGUUAGUAUUGCUGCCUCACAGUUUCUUGGUCCCAAACUGAUACUGAGAUUGGGUUAAAAAAACAUAUUCUCGCGUGUGUGCAAUCAAAUUCUAUAAUUGGGUUAAAAAACCAUAUCCAUAGUGUUUUUCCACCAUGUGUCCAGUGUUUCAUCAGCAUGUGGCCUUGACCAGGUAAAAGUGCUUACUGAAACUAAAUACAGGUAGUCGUUGACUUACAACCACGAUUGGGACCGACAGACCGGUCGUAAGUAGAGUAGAGUAGGCUAUAUGUACAGUACUGUGAAAUUAUGCCGGAAGCUGGUACACAUUGUCGUACGCCGCGGCUAGCGAUUGUGAUCGUAAGUUGCAUAGGUCGACAACUACCUGUAAAUGUCUAAAUGAAUGAACGAAUGAAUAAAUGAAUGAAUGAUUAACCUCCAAUAUUUAAGCAUGUACUCUUCCAUACAGCAAAUUUUGCUCGCAAUAUAUUACAAGUAAGACAGAUAAGGAUAGCAUAUACAGUAUACAGUAAUCCCCCGUUUAUCGCGGUGGUUACGUUCCAAAACCGCCCGCUAUAAACUAAAAAAACCAAACCAAAACCUCUAAAAUGCUUUUUUAUUAAUAAAAUGUAUUAUUUCAACAUAAAACUCCAUUAAAACAAUUCCCUAUAAGUUUUUUUGGUCUAUCGUGCUAGCAGCAAGAGACCGGGAAAGUGCAAUGCAAUUCCGCGAUAAACCGAGACUUGCAUCAUGGUAAAGCGGGGGAUUACCGUAUUUUUUUUAAUGGCAAAUUUUCACAUACGGCAACAUUAAUCUGGUACAUAAUCCUAGGACCUUUAAUCAUAAUUAAUAUCAUUAUUAGUUUCAUUGACUUUGUUUUUCUUGUUGUGUCAAGUAUGUUGCGUUUUUGUACUGAUGUCUAACGUAUUUAUUUGUAAAGCGUCAUACAGUAUUUAUUGCGAAGUAUCAAAAUGAAAACGUGUGCAUAUCAUGUAAUCAUUUAAGUAAAACAAAGAAAACCAUUCAAAACUAGAAUGUUUAUGUACAUAUGCAAAGCUUUGAAGAAAUAUUAUGAUGUCACAAUGUGUUUGAAGAGACUAUGCACAUUAUACUGUUUAUGCGUAUGUGAUUAUGACAGAUUUGAUUGUUUGUGUACAUUGAAAAUAAUGUGUAUUUUGUAUGUUAUGAAGACCAUUAAAACAUUUUUAGUAUUA
Molecule: messenger RNA, 3092 nt
Organism: Silurus meridionalis
Lineage: Eukaryota; Metazoa; Chordata; Actinopteri; Siluriformes; Siluridae
Product: C2 calcium-dependent domain-containing protein 4C
Exons: 2
Coding region: 652-1788 (378 amino acids)
Source: RefSeq, a predicted model, not a curated record